Molecule: messenger RNA, 1943 nt
Organism: Tripterygium wilfordii
Lineage: Eukaryota; Viridiplantae; Streptophyta; Magnoliopsida; Celastrales; Celastraceae
Product: transmembrane protein 87B
Exons: 5
Coding region: 104-1672 (522 amino acids)
Biological process (GO): transport
Cellular component (GO): membrane; Golgi apparatus
Source: RefSeq, a predicted model, not a curated record
UCUUACUCGCAAGUUCCGAACUGAAUCUUUGGCGAUUGAAGUCAAUCGAACAUAGCAUCUGCUUCCUCUGGACUCGCAGAGAAGAAUCUGACUGUUAGAGGCGAUGGAAGGCCGUGACAGAGGCUGGAGGCUAGGGUUCUUGUUUGUGCUACUUUGUAUAAGCAACUCGAUCAGCAACACAAGUGCUUCGAUUCACGAGUACAGAAACGAAGCGUUUAGUCCGCAAUCGAAUUCCUUCUUCUUCCAUGGCGGCAGUGAGGGCCUCUACGCUUCUUCUUCUAAAUCUCACUCUUUGAAUGACACUUCUCCUGAUAAACCCCUCAAGGGAAAGUCCUUCAUUAGGUUUGAAAGUGUCACCUUUGUAAGAACCAAAGAAGCCGCGAGUAAGCCAAAUGAAAUGCAGCAGAGUACCGGAUUGAUUGAAGCCAUAAUACUUGAGGUGAAAGACAGGGAAAGGAUUGGGGGCUCCUUCCUAGGAUCUGAUGUUAUAUGUUGCACACAAAGUCUUGUUGAGCGAGGGUCCUGCAAAACUGGAGAGGUAAUCAUUCACAAAAACUCAGAUAACCCCAACUGGCCUAAGCGAAUCAAAACCAAUUUUGAAGGGAAAAAUUUGGAAGCUCAGAUGGAUCCAGAAAUGGUUGAGAUAAAUAGUACUGGGAUGUACUAUCUCUAUUUCAUGUUUUGUGAUCCAACACUCAAGGGCACAAUAAUCAAGGGACGGACUGUAUGGAAGAACCCAAAUGGCUACUUACCUGGGAAGAUGGCUCCUUUGAUGGCAUUCUUUGGCUUCAUGUCUUUGGCUUACCUUGUACUUGGGCUAACCUGGUUUGUAAGGUUUGUUCAGUUCUGGAAGGAUAUUAUACAGUUGCACUACCACAUCACGGCAGUUAUUGCCCUUGGAAUGUGUGAAAUGGCUGUAUGGUACUUUGAGUAUGCAAAUUUUAAUGCAACGGGAAUCAGACCGAUGGGCAUCACUUUGUGGGCAGUAACAUUCACCACUGUUAAGAAGACUCUGUCACGUCUUCUACUUUUGGUGGUCUCAAUGGGCUUUGGUGUGGUUAAGCCAACACUUGGUGGGAUAACAUCAAAAGUACUUCUUCUUGGUUUGAUAUACUUUAUUGCAUCAGAGGCACUUGAACUCGUCGAAAAUCUGGGGAAUGUAAAUGACUUUUCUGGAAAAACAAAGUUGUUCUUGGUGCUACCAGUUGCAUUUCUGGAUGCCAGCUUUAUUUUAUGGAUUUUCUCAUCACUGUCAAAGACUUUAGAGAAACUUCAGAUAAGGAGAAAUAUGGCCAAACUGGAACUAUAUCGAAAAUUUACGAACUCGCUUGCAGUGUCGGUACUGCUCUCUAUCGCCUGGAUUGGCUUUGAGCUAUACUUUAAUGCAACUGAUCCAUUAAGUGAGCUGUGGCAAAUCGCUUGGAUAAUUCCUGCUUUCUGGACCCUGCUUGCAUACGCUCUCCUGGUGGUGAUAUGUGUUCUAUGGGCUCCUUCACGUAACCCAACGAGAUACGCGUAUAUGGAGGAGAUGGGAGAGGACUUUGACGAGGAGGGGAUCUCAUUGACAACUGGGGAAGUGGCAAGUAAGCUGGAAAGGAAAGAAAGGAAGGCAUCUAGUACAACAGACAUUUAUGGGCUCGUAGAAGAUGUUGAAGAGGAUAAGAGAGAGUAGUUGAUUCUCUCCUUAUGAAGGUGAUUCUGGCUUGAAGCCUCUGCUUCAUAUCCCGCCCCGCUAUGUCUGUAAAUCUCCCUGAGCAAUAAAUUGCUUGUACAAAUGACUUGCUAAUGAAAUCUAACGAGACUGUGUGGGAAAAGAGGAGUAUGAUAUGUAGAAUUCUACAUCUGAAUUAUUGGGUGGGUAGUGAACCCAAAUUUACUGAUGCUGAUGUUAUUACUACUGACAGACUUUUUAGGUGUGGAAAGUUUUCUAAUUUUCGUAGUCU